AUGGCCUCGUCCUCCUCCUCCUCCUCCUCCUCCUCCAUGCCCUCCACCGCCGCCUCCUCCUCGCAGCCCCCAGCCGACGCAGCGCUCGCGCCGAGCCUCGACUACGACACGGCCUUUCCGGUUCUGGGGAGUUUGCCACCGCGUCCUCCCAGGGGCGGGAGAGCUGCGCCGCCGCCGCGUCCUCCGAGGAGGAGCGAGGACCGUCGGAGAGGAGGGAAGACGCCCAGCUACACGUUAGACAGGGACACCGUCGGCAUGUCGCCCGGUUCGCUCUACGGGCGCGCGGGCGAUGCCGCAGCGGAGACGACUGCGGCCACGGCCGAGGCGGCGCCGGCGAUGACCUCUUCGGCGCCUGCCACGUCGACCUCGGCGGGGACGAUCUCCGCGCGUCCACCGACCUGCGCCGCCCCGGGGACCUUCGCCGCAGCGAAGGCGGUUCUCUCAGGGCUUCCCGCCCUGUUGCCUGCUGUGCAGGUGUUCGGCGACUACCGCUUCGGGUACACGAUGGGCGACCUCUUCCAGGACCUCGAGAAGCUCCAGCUCGGGUCGCCGAACGUCAACGAGCCGAUGCAUCCGCCGCCGCUCCAGUUUCAGGUCCAGCCGCCGCUCCGAUCCCAGCGGCUUCAGCCCCCGCUACUUCAACGCGCCGAUGGCUCAGGUUCAGCUCCAGGGGCCUCCGCCCCAGUUCGCGCCGCCACGCUUCGGCGGGCAGCAGCCUCAGGUCCCAGCUCGCCCGCUACACGCCAUGGAAGUUCCACGGCUACCCGUUGGCGUCGAGCCCUCCGGUGUUCAUACGGGUUCAGUUCGAGCAUCAGCAGGGAUCUUUCACGGGUUUCGUCAGGGUACAGGGCAGUUUACUGA
Messenger RNA from Triticum aestivum (bread wheat), 861 nucleotides. RefSeq names its product atherin. The transcript has 3 exons. The record is from RefSeq and is a predicted model, not a curated record. The coding region runs from base 1 to 861 and encodes 286 amino acids. Lineage: Eukaryota; Viridiplantae; Streptophyta; Magnoliopsida; Poales; Poaceae.